Molecule: messenger RNA, 1064 nt
Organism: Musa acuminata AAA Group (dessert banana)
Lineage: Eukaryota; Viridiplantae; Streptophyta; Magnoliopsida; Zingiberales; Musaceae
Exons: 5
Coding region: 179-940 (253 amino acids)
Molecular function (GO): SUMO-ubiquitin ligase activity
Source: RefSeq, a predicted model, not a curated record
CAGGGAUGAGCACGAUAUCAAACUUUUGGUCUCGCCCUCUCCGUUUCGUAGCUCCUCGAUCCAUCUCGAUCGUCUGCUAAAACCCUAGGGAAGAAUUAGGGAACAGCGCCCCGGUUUGUCUCGGCCCGAUCGUCCCGAAUCUUCGAUCGGUGCUGGUUUUACUGUAUUGGUAUAGAACAUGAGCACCCUUGGACCAUCAAGGCAGGGUUCAAAGAGGCACGCGAGGGAUGGUAUCCACGCUAAGAUGGUUCCGAAUUUGGAUCUGAACUUUCCUCCGGUGGAGUGCCAGCAGUGUGAUGGCACUUCUGGCUCUAGACAUCCACAGAUUUCUCGAGGAACAUCUUUUUCCGCUGUUCCUCAUCCCAGCCCUGCUAGUGAACAGCAGCAAGGGUCCUCUGCACCAUCAAGUGACCGUUCACACAGUGAUUUUAUUGAUCUAGAAUUGAUGGAGGAUGAGGUCGUGACUCUUUCUUCCUCGAGAGGGCUACCCCUGGGGAGGAAUCACUUCAGAAGGAACCAGCCUGUGACAAUGAUCCUAGAGGAAGACCUGGAAACAAAUUUGAGACAACCAGUCAUUAUUGUAGAGGAACAAGUGGCAAAAUCACCUAUGAACACUCGUAAUAAGCGGGCUAGAAGUUCGAUGAGCAGGACAGCUAUUGAUUGUGAUCAUUAUCCUGAUUUGGAAGAGGAGCAUAAUGCCAAGAGAAAGAAUGUGAUUAAAUCCAAACCGGAGCCUGUUAAGGUACUUACACGGGAACCCAUCUUCACCUGCCCUGUCUGCAUGGAUGCAUUGGUUGAGCCAGCAUCAACUAUUUGUGGUCAUAUUUUCUGUCUAAAAUGCAUAAAAGCCUCCGUUCAGGGACAGAAGAAAUGCCCAACUUGUAGGAGGCAACUUACCAUGAAAAGUUUUCAUCGUGUGUAUCUUCCAUCAUCUAAGUAGUGCAAGUUCAGGUGUAGUUUUCUUGUGCUGCAAGAGCAUCCUACUAAUCCCAUUUAUGUGUUCCUGAAUUCUUACUUGAUGGUUUUACAUGUUUGAUUAUUAGAUCAUGUCCAAUUAAGUUCAA